GGUUAUUUUGCCGACAAUGAGAACCAAAGAAUUGAUUAUUUGCGAGAAUUUGAUAAAAUUAUGAAUAUUUAUAGUUUAGAAGAAUUGCAAACAUUUAGACAACAGUUUGAAGGACUCGACAGCGAAGACUUGAAACGAGACUUUUUCCUUAAGAAAAUGGCAGAAAUGAACACUAAGUUAGAGUCCGAACGCAUCGCUCUCUUGACGACCAAUAACUCAAUGAACGGUCAGACGAAUAACGUGUCGUCGAAGAAGCACUGGAGUUACGAUGACAUCCAACUACUCAUUAAAGCCAUUAAACUAUUCCCUGCGGGCACUCAAGACCGGUGGGCAGUGAUUGCUAAAUGGGUCAACGAUAAGAGCACAUCCGGUGUGACCAGAAAUCAUAGGGACGUUAUCGGCAAAGCGAAGGAUUUACAAAAUUCUGAUCAAUCGCAAACCCUUAGAGAAGAGGCGAAUAAGAAUGCGUUCAAAACAUUGGAAAAAAACCAACCAAAAGGCACACAACCGAGCGAUGAAUCGGAUCCGAGUCAACGAUUUGACGCGCCGCGUACUUUCGUUGACCUGAACGCCAAUCCAUGGAAUAAUGAAGAACAACAACUGCUGGAACAGGCGAUGAAGACUUACCCGUCCUCUCUGGGCACUGAGCGAUGGGAUCUGAUCUCAAAGUGUAUACCAAACCGUUCGCGAACUGAUUGUAUUGAAAGAUAUAAAUAUUUAGUAAAAUUAGUGAAAUCCAAGAACGAGGCGAAGACUGUUGUCCACAAAAACAAGAAAUAAUUUUAAUUGUAAUUUAAAUUAAUUAACAAAUUUUUAAAUAAUUUAAAUAAUAAAUUGUAUUAUUUUAUAAAACA
Medioppia subpectinata is the source of this 854-nucleotide messenger RNA. The record is from the annotation of a GenBank genome assembly. Lineage: Eukaryota; Metazoa; Arthropoda; Arachnida; Sarcoptiformes; Oppiidae.